Molecule: messenger RNA, 4571 nt
Organism: Rhopilema esculentum
Lineage: Eukaryota; Metazoa; Cnidaria; Scyphozoa; Rhizostomeae; Rhizostomatidae
Product: thiamine transporter 1
Biological process (GO): vitamin transport; transmembrane transport
Cellular component (GO): plasma membrane
Molecular function (GO): vitamin transmembrane transporter activity
Source: RefSeq, a predicted model, not a curated record
GGAGCAGCUAAUUUUUAUGUUGUUGUUGUUGUUGUUGUUGCCGUUGUUGCUGUUGUUGUUGUAAAGUGUGAGUGUCUUGGGUAAAAAUGGAUGGAAGUUGGAGACUCACCACCGGCCUUAUUUGCUCGUACGGAUUUUUCAAAGAAUUGAAGCCUUCUGAGCCAUUCUUAACGCCUUACCUUAACAGCUCUUAUAAACAUUUAAAACUUGGAGAGCUCUCUAGUGAAGUCUAUCCGAUAUGGACUUAUUCGUACCUUGUUGUGUUGUUCGUCGUUUUCCUUGUCACAGACGCUCUAAGAUACAAACCUUUGAUUAUAACGGAGGGCCUAGCAUAUUUAACUACUAGAAUUCUGUUAAUAUGGGGAAAUGACGUGCUUGCUAUGCAGUUCAUGCAAAUGGCAUAUGGAAUAGCAAGUGGUACAGAGAUUGCCUAUUACUCGUACAUUUAUGCACUUGUACCAACAGAACACUACCAAAAAGUGACAAGUUACCUGAGAGGAGCAGUUCUACUGGGAAGAUUUAUGGCCGGGUUUCUUGGACAGCUGUUGAUCUCGCUAAAGUUAACUAAUUACCUUGUCUUGAACUAUAUAUCCUUAGGAUCAGUUAUAAUUGCCUUUGUUUUGUCAUUGCUGUUGCCAAUGCCAAAAUCAGAUGGCAAUGUGUUCUUACUUAAUAGUGACAGAGAGGAAAGUCAGAAUGGAAAGCGAACCUGCAUUUCAAGAUGGAGCACAAAUAUUCUGAGCAUGUUUACUGCGUUCAAAAAGUCAUAUUCAAACCUCACUCUUCUCCAGUGGUCUGUUUGGUGGGCUUUGGCUAUGUGUGGAUACUUGCAAAUUGGUAAUUAUAUUCAAAAUCUAUGGGAAGAGAUCCAAGGUGCUGAAAACAGUGAUACGCUAAAUGGUGGAGUUGAAGCUGCAGGGACACUGGGUGGGGCAGCUGUAGCUCUUACACUUUCAUUUGUUGGUAUUAGAUGGGGUGUUGUUGGAGAGGUUCUUCUUGGUGGACUGUCAAUGGUAGAUGCAAUUCUUUUGUUUAUUAUGGCCAAGUCUGGGAACAUUUGGAUUGCUUAUGCUACAUAUGUUGCCUACAGGAUGUCUUAUACAUUUCUGAUCACAAUUGCAAGCUUUCAGGUUGCAUUGAAUGUUGGGGAGCAUGCAUUUGCUUUGAUAUUUGGCUGGAACACCUUUGUUGCUUUGGCAUUGCAGUCAAUCAUGACUAUAGUGGUUGCAGAUGAGAAAGGACUCAACUUGAAAAUAAGAGAACAGUUUAUAGUGUAUGGUGGAUAUUUUCUGGCAAUUGCUGCUGUGUAUCUUAUAUUGCCACUGGCACGUUUGAUAAGAAAACUGCAUAACCUACUGAAGAGCCUGUGCCUUCACAAAGAUGAAGAAAUGGAUGUGCUAUCAGAUUCACUUUCAGCAGAGAAUGAUAGGAUACCAUAUGCUGUAUAGUUUGUUUAUUAACAUGUUUUUUACACUGUUUCUAUAACAAAGCUAUGAAUUAAUUAUGUGAUCUAUUAAUUUUUCAUUUUAAUAUUGUUCAAAUGACGAGUUUAUGUAUAAUAAGAUAAUAUUUCUAAAUAAAUUAUGUGGUUUAGAAUUUCAGCAAAUUUCUCUAUCAAUAAUUAUGAAUGUGAACUUUAUGAAAAUUUGAUUUGAUAGUUUUAUCUGUAUAAAUUGUUUUCGCAGUUUAACUGGGUUUUCUUACAAUUAGCAGGGGCGGAUCCAGAGGGGUGCGAAAGGGGCUCGAGCACCCCUCAGAUUUGAGGAAAAACUUUUUGGGGAUUAAAGCUUAUUCUAUCGCAAUUUUGUUUAUAAUUAUUUAAACCAUUUAUUAUCUCUUUUACCGAGAAGUAUGCACAUCUCCUGAAAUUGUUAUAUCCGCUUCAAUGCCCCGUCUCACAACUGUUCAACAUUGUUAUUUCAGUCCAUGCAUUGAAGUGUUAUCAAACUCCCCCUGGUUGUACUGUAUAGCAUUCUACAGACUCGGAAAGCAUUGUCUCCUCUUAUAACCAGCCACUUGAGGAACCCGUGGCCUGUAAAUUAUACGAUUUUCUGCACCCGUGGAAGUGAAUCUAGCCAAUCACGGUGCCAGGUCGAGGGGUUCUAAACUUUGGCGCGAGAACCCAUGGAUUUCAAAAUCCAAAACAUCAAAGAAUACCGACCAAACCAGGGGGAGUUUCUUCGCUUCAAUCUACAGUCAAAUGUAUAGUGGUUUUAUGACCAGGGGGAGUUAAGCUUGAACAGGGGGAGUUGAGGUUGACCAGGGGGAGUUGAAUUAUGAUACAGCACGCGACGAAUGCUUAGGUGAAGUGCAAAUUUGCAAUAUGUUUUCGUAGGUCUUUUGACGAUCUUUACCUGGUGCUCGAUGCUGUAACGGCAGAACUUGUAAACGCUUUGGUUUAUAUAACAGAACGGUUUCAAGUUUCAACUCCGUGUUUCACGUCUUAUUCAUAGACCAUGAGGUAUGAUUUAUAUUCAGAGGAUAAAGCUUGCCCGAGCCCUUGUUAUUCUUUUGUUAAUCAUUCAAGAACUACAUACAAAACAUCUCAAAAACUUGCCCUUACUAUUCUUGACCAAAAGGGGUUUUCUUCUUAUUCCUGCUUAUAUUCCUACGAAUACUUUUUUCUCUAAAGAUUUCAAAUUCAUAAAAAUACUCAAAACGGCAGGCCCAUUUGUUAGCGAAACGUUCAGGGCCUCAUUUGUUUGGUUUGGUAUCAUAUGUCGAUGCAUGCCAUGCAUGCUGUGUUUGAAUCCCUGUGUUCAACUUUUGUCCGACUUUUUUCUAUUGUUCUAUUGUCUCUAAUGACGUGCACUGCACUUCAUGUUCAAGGGCUUCAUUCCACCAGCCAUGAUUAAGUUCUAAUAAAUGGCUGCAAAGAGUCAAAAAUUAAACUUUGCUUUGGAAAUUUGUGGGCUCGGGCCUUUUGCCACUGCGGGCAAUGAUAUCAUAUUUGACUACAGUUUCUAUACUUUUGUACCCUAAGUGAAUAUGAGGGGGAGAGCUGCAAAUUGCGUUUGGCAUAAAAGCUGAAGCCAAAGUUCCAAGUUCUGAUCAAAGUGUAGCAAAAAAUUACUAUAUCAAUCGCGGCAUCCAGGCUUUUUAGUUUAUGGAAGACUUUCAUUUCAUUAUGGCUUAUUAGCAGGGGGUACGGAGUUUGUGCAUAGCAACACCCUUGGUUACCAAGCUUUACGUUUUAGCACCCCUCAGAAUAAUUUCUAGAUCCGCCCCUGAUUAGAGCUUAUUUUUCUGUUAGAAAUAGUGAGAUUUUCUUUUCAUGAAACUCUUGUCUGUAUACAUGAUGACUCUUUGUUACAAACUUUUUGUAAGAAACUCAAAUUGUUUACACAGGAUGGUAAGAGACAGUCCAAUUACACAUCUUUAUUUGCUUUAGCUGUCUGCACCAAUAAUUUUAGCAAAAAUCGUGUUCUCAAUUGUUUUUUUAGCUGCUGAAAAACUAGCAAAGCCUUUGGUUUUAAAAUAAUGGAAUAAUGCGUAUAGAUAAAUAAUAUGAAGUCCAUUAAGUGCUUAUGGGCUAACCGAACUAUGUUAGCUGCUGCCAGCAAUGUUCAGAGCUACUAAGAAGACCAUAGGGAUUAGUGUCAUUGGUUCGACCGUCGUGGCCGACGAAUUCGAUUUUUCUCUGCAACAGUCACUUCUUUUUUCUAUUCAGUUUUUCUAUUCAUUUAAUUUCGCCUUUGCAACUCGCGCAGCCCCGAAACCCCGAGAUGCUUGAAAGAUGCGUUUGCGCCACUUUGGCCUGAAGCAUCUUCUUUGCUGAAGUGGUCCAUUAGCAUUUGUGCAUUUCAAAACGAUCCGCUACUAGAGCGCAGUGAUCGGCAAACAACGAUAUGUUCCAAUAAAUUACUGCAUUUACGUAAAGUCACUCGAUGCAAAAUGGAAACACAAACCAGAAUGUUACAUAGGAGAGGAUUGUAUUGAAAAGUUCAUGAGCAGAAUGGAUGAACUGAACUCUGACUUACGUUCAGUAUUGAGGAAGACGAUGUCAAUGAGGAAAUUAACUCGUUACGAAUGGACCAGGGGCGAAACUACCGGGGGGGUGUGGGGGGGUGUGACACCCCCCCAAUCCAAAAAAUUGUCGAUUUCGCAGGGCAAUCGAAGAUUUCGCAGGGCGCCAAGAAAAGCUUUAUUGCCACGCAGAAAUGCCACCUCUGAAGUUCGUAAAGAGCCGUUUAGGAAUUUUGAAAUGGAAAUAUCGUAUUUGUUAUGAACCUCUCUUCCUGACAUUGCAUUUUAGAGAACGGAACAGGUAUGUAAGGAAAAGCUCCGUUAUUUGCAAAGCGAAAGCAUUUCUUACCGAAAGUCAUAGCCAAUGGUACCCUGGGUACCAGAGCCGCAAAAAUUAAAAUUAAAAAAUUAUGAGAGUGAGAGCUUCUCUCUUUGGUCAAGAUAGGAAUUUUUUAUCAUUUUUUCUAUUAUCUUUUAACAGUGCAUGAACUUAAAAACAUAAUAAAUCGUUAAGAUACCGAUUUUGUUUCAUCUAAUUGCUAACUUUUUCACGUAUAUUUUUAUUAUUUUUCACGUAUAUUUGCAUUAAUUCAGUAAAUCAUUUU